Molecule: messenger RNA, 5470 nt
Organism: Passer domesticus (house sparrow)
Lineage: Eukaryota; Metazoa; Chordata; Aves; Passeriformes; Passeridae
Gene: CHL1
Product: cell adhesion molecule L1 like
Exons: 31
Coding region: 697-4374 (1225 amino acids)
Biological process (GO): brain development; axon guidance; cell-cell adhesion
Cellular component (GO): plasma membrane; axon
Molecular function (GO): cell-cell adhesion mediator activity
Source: RefSeq, a predicted model, not a curated record
GGCGGAGCGAGAGCAUCCCGGGUCGCGCCGGGGGCAGCGCCCUCCGCUCCGUUCUCCUCCUCCCGCCCCGGUUCUGGGCUGGCCGGCCCCGGGGUCCCUCCCCGGCACCUGCCCGGCUGCGGGACGGCCCCCCCGGGCUGGGGGCGGGCAGGGCUCCCCUCGCUCGCUCCUCUCCUCCCUCCCUGCAUCCGCAGGUGCCGCCCGGAGCAGCGGGGCGGAGGCGCCGCCGGCAGCCGGCUCCGGCCGAGGGGAUCCGGAUCGGGCAGCGAUUAAUUCGGAGCGCCGGGACGGGGCUGCGGAGCCGCCGCCGGGACCGGGACCGGGACCCUCAGCCCGCCCGGGCUCAAGAUGCAGUAAAGUGGGGAGAAGGAUUCAGAUGUAAAACUACAGCCUGACCAUGCACUGAUGAGGAAACAGCCCCAUGUACUGUGAAGCUGAUGUCAGUCAGGAGCAUCUGUGCUGUCCUCAGAGGAUACACCCUGGUGUAGAGUGGAGUAAAAGAGGGCUGAGUCUUCCUGUGCACAGAGCAUCGGCUGUGAUCUGAUGAGACUGGAGGGGAUUGCACUUCAGGAUUUUGUUGGGAACAGCUGGGAGCAGACUCCCACUCUCACAUCCCUGUGCCUGAUUUGAAGUGACAGUGAGCGGAAGCAUAAGGUAUCUCUCAUUCUGUUUGGACUCCUUGUUUACAGAAGAGUGAUGGAGAUGCUAUUAAGCACAAAAGGCAUCACCAUAUGCCUGUUUUUCUUUGUAUUGAGUUUGGCAGCAGCUAUUGAAAUACCAUUAUCAGUUUCCCAGCUUCCAACAAUCACGGAGCAAUCCCACACCCAGGUUGCCUACCCCUUUGAUGAGGACUUCACCAUUAAAUGUGAGGCCAGAGGAAACCCCCAGCCCACUUUUAACUGGACUAAGGAUGGAAAACCAUUUGAUUUAUCGUCUGACCCCAGGAUAGUCACAUCUAACAACUCUGGAACUUUCGUGAUCCAAAACCGAGGGAUCAUCAACAAUUUCCAAGGGAAAUAUCGCUGCUUUGCAUCCAACGUGCUGGGAACUGCCAUGUCAGAGGAAAUUGAGCUGAUUGUUCCAAGUGUACCAAAAUUCCCCAAAGAAAAAAUUGAGCCUCUGGAUGUGGAGCAUGGAGAUUCUGUGAUCCUGCACUGCAAUCCCCCAAAAGGCAUCCCCCCUUUGCAUAUCUACUGGAUGAAUAUUGAUUUGCAGCACAUCCCACAGGAUGAAAGGGUCUCCAUGAGCCUGAAGGGAGAUCUCUACUUUGCCAACGUGGAGGAGAGUGACAGCAGGAGUGACUACUGCUGCUUUGCAGCCUUCCCCAGGCUCAGGACCAUCGUGCAGAAGAUGCCGAUGACGCUCAAGGUUUCGCGCUUAAAGCAUGCUAAUGACUCAGGCUCACCUAACGCUGCUGUUACUAAGGCAAAUUUUAUCAAGGAAAGGAAGCCCAAACUGCUGAUCCCUCCUGAAUCUGCUGGCAGUAGCUCAUCAGUCACUGUCAUCAAGGGAGGUGUCCUGCUCCUCGAGUGUAUUGCUGAAGGGCUCCCAACCCCUCACCUCAGCUGGGUCAAGGUCACAGGAAACAUGCCCAAGGAUGAGCCAGAGACAGAGAAUUUUGGGAAGACACUGAAGAUUGACCAAGUGACAGCAGCUGAUGAGGGGACGUACCAGUGCACGGCCAGCAACCCCAUGGGCAGGGCCAGGCACGAGUUCCACGUGCAUGUGGAAGAGCCUCCCCAGUGGCUGAAGAAGCCUGAAGGUGGGGUCUACAGCGUGGGGACAAACCUGGUGCUGCUGUGCGAGGCCAUUGGGAACCCCGAGCCCAGCAUCCAGUGGAAGAUGAACGGGAUGCCCAUCGAUGGCAGGACCUUCCGAGGGAGAAUCUCCACCAGGGAGAUCAGCCUGACCAACCUGCAGCUGCAGGACAGCGCCGUGUUCCAGUGCGAGGCCACCAACAAGCACGGCACCAUCCUGGCCAGCGCCAACGUCAACGUCCUCAAUAUUGCCCCCCUGAUACUGACCCCAGAUGGGGAAAACUACGCCACAGUCGUGGGUUACAGCGCCUUCCUGCACUGUGACAUCUUUGCCUCACCUGCAGCAGAUGUCAGAUGGACUAAGGAUGACAGCGUAGAGCCCCUUUCAGCGUUUCGCUACGAGUUAAACAAGAACGGCACCCUGGAGAUCAGGGACACCAAGAAGGAGGAUUCGGGGUCCUACGCCUGCUGGGCUGCAAAUUCUGUGGGGAAAAGAGCAAUCACUGCUAACCUGGACAUAAGGGAUGCUACAAAACUUGUUGUUACUCCGAAGAACCCCCGAGUGCUGAAAUCACAUUCCAUCUUAUUGAAAUGCCAGGCUGAGUAUGAUUCCCACUUGAAACACAGUUUUAAAUUAUCCUGGAGGAAGGAUGGAGAUGAGCUGCCAGUCAACAGCACGGAAGGUGGCAGGAUAAUUCUGGACAGGGAUACCCUGUUCAUAUCCAGUGUUCUCCUGGAGGAUCAGGGGGUUUACAGGUGCGUGGCCAGCACUGCCCUGGACACGGCCGAGGCCGAGGCGCAGCUGAUCGUUCUGGAUGUUCCUGACCCACCAGAAGACCUCCAGCUCUCGGAGAACCAAAACCGGAGCGUUCGACUCUCCUGGAAAGCUGGGGCGAGCCAUAACAGCCCUGUUAAUGAAUCAAUUAUAGAGUUUGAAGAGAACCACUGGGAGCCAGAGCUGUGGCAGGAGCUCAUGAGAGUGCCAGGGAAUGACACCACAGCCCUGCUGUCCCUGUCCCCGUACGUGAAUUACCAGUUCCGCGUGGUGUCCGUCAACGCCGUGGGCAGGAGCCAGCCCAGCAAACCAUCCCUGCGCUAUGCGACCCCUCCAGCUGCUCCAGAUAAAAACCCAGAGAACAUCCGAGUUGAAGCCUCUGAACCCAAUGAAAUGGUGAUGAAAUGGGAGCCACUGAAGCCCUUGGAGAGGAACGGGCCGGGGCUGGAGUACAAGGUCAGCUGGAGGCAGCGGGGCGUGGAGGCGGACUGGAACGAGGAGCUGGUGAAGAAGCACUCCCUGAGCGUGCGGAACGUGCCCACCUUCGUGCCCUACGAGAUCAAAGUCCAGGCCGUCAAUAAUUUAGGAUCUGGCCCGGAACCAAACAUCACCAUUGGAUAUUCAGGAGAGGACUUUCCAGAUGCUGCUCCUUCCGGCGUGACGGUGGAGGUCGUGAACAGCACCCUGGUCAAAGUCUUCUGGUUUGGGAUACCGAGGGACAGAGUUCGUGGGCACUUAAGAGGCUACAAGGUCAACUGGUGGAAAACAAGAAGCAUACUGGAUGGAAAGAGGCAUCACCCCGAGAAACACUUCCUGACAUUUGUAGGGGACAGGAACUAUGGGAUGAUUCCUGGCCUGGAGCCCUUCAGUGAAUUCCGCUUGACAGUUUCGGCUUUCAACUCCAGAGGAGAUGGCCCUGAGAGCUCCCCUGUGGUUUUUGAAACUCCAGAAGGAGUCCCUGAACAACCACGUUUUCUCAGGAUCCUGAACUUUGACAAGGACUCAGUCACUUUGUCCUGGGGACUUCCCAAGAAAGCCAAUGGCCACCUCACUGGCUACAUUCUGCAGUACCAGAUAAUCAACGAGACGCACGAGGUGGGCGCCGUGAGCAACGUGAGCGUCGCCAACCGCUCGGCGCUGAGCUGGCGCCUGGCGGGGCUCAGCCCCAGCACCAAGUACAAGUUCUACAUCAAAGCCUGCACGGCCAAGGGCUGCGGGAAGGCGGCCACCGAGGAGGGGCUGACGCUGGCCCAAGGCGGUAAAGGCAGCGGCAGGAUUUCAGACGCAGUAAAGCCCACCCCAAAGUUUCAGCCCAGCGAGGCCCUUGAGCCUGGCACUGAGUACACAAUCCGCCUAGUGACUAAGAACUGGGUGGAUAACAAUAGCAUUUUUGAAGAUGUAAUUGAGACCAGGGGGAGAGCCUACGCUGGCAUUUACGAGGGGAUUUCCACCCAGGGCUGGUUCAUCGGGCUGAUGUGCGCCAUCGCCUUGCUCACCCUGCUGCUGCUGACAAUUUGCUUUGUCAGAAGAAAUAAAGGAGGCAAAUAUUCAGUGAAAGAAAAAGAAGAUUUGCAUCCAGAUCCUGAAGCUCAAUCAAUAAAAGAUGAAAUCUUUGGGGAAUAUAGUGACAGCGAUGAAAAGCCGCUGAAAGGCAGCCUCCAGUCACUUAACGGGGACAUUAAAGCCACUGGAAGUGCUGAUAGUCUGGUAGAUUAUGGAGAAGGGGAGCAUGGCAUGUUCAAUGAAGAUGGUUCAUUUAUUGGAGCUUAUUCUGGAUCUAAGGAAAAAGGAUCAGUGGAAAGCACUGGGAGCUCUACGGCGACUUUUCCUCUCCACGCCUAAAAUUGGUGUUUAAUUGUGGUGUUCAUCCUGGUCAGCUCCCCACAGUCACCUCGUGUGCUGGGGAGCAGGGUGCCAGUUGAGCCAGUCAGGAAACUCCUGACAUCCAGGUAAAACAAAAACGAGUCACUGCCACUAAAAGAUGAUUUUUCCAUCCUUAUUUCUGUGUGUUUUCUUCUGAAUAAAACAGAGUAAUUCUUUUUUCUACACGAUGUGUUAGUCUGAGCAAACCAGAGUUUGCUCUGGUGGUACAUCUGUGUCCUUGCCUGCUGCUCCAGGUGUUUCUUAGGCUUGGAAUAUGUUUCUCUGUGUAGUAUUUUUGCCCUGUAUGGCUGUGUGUGUGUGUAAAAUUCCCUCAUGGCCUUGGUUACAACCUCGAGGUUACAGCACCAACAAAACCAGGUUACUCUGCAAAGUGACACAACGAGGAAAAUUAGAAUUUAAAAUACCAGAGAAAUAUAUUCUAUAUAUUGUAUAAUUUUUUCCUAAAGAAUUAAACCCCUUUGUGUAUGAUAUUAAAAAAAACAAACUGUUUUAGUGGUUACAGCUGACGUCAAUUCCAAUACUUAGAAAUGCAGCUUUACCCACAGGAGAGUGUGGGUGAAGCUGCUGCCCAGUAGCUGGCACUAUUUCCUUAAAUAAGUUAAGCUGCAGCUCUUUCCUGUGGCAAGGCAAAACAGGGUUCCCAUCCACCAUCACUCGAAAUAUUUUUAAUUUUUCCCAGCUUCAAGCUGCAUUUCUAAGCAAACUCCUUGGUGUCUGUCUCAUAUCUGUAUAUUUGUGAGCUAGCCAACAUUUCAUGGAGACGUUGUACAUAUGAUAUUAAUAUUGACACAAGUCCAGAGCAGCCUGGUUUUAUUUUGAACUGAGACAUGUUGCUAGCAUGGGUCUGUAUAGCUGUGUAGGAAUGAGUAGAUUUGCUUCUCAAUAUGGAUUUGGACCAGCAAAAUUAGUUUCCAGAAGGAAUUGUGUGUAUAGGAAUCAUCCAAACCUCUCAUCAUUCAAGCAACACCUAAACUAGACCUACCUGAAUUUCAAGAAUUCAUUUAUUUUCAGCCUAUUCACUGUUAAAUAAAAAAAAACAAAAGCAAAGAGAAAA